GUUCGCUUUCUUCUUAAUUCCGUUCAGGUCAAUAUCGCAAAAAUUGAGUUUAAACAGACAUUUUCGUUUCAGUUUUUGGUAGAUUCAUUUCCAUUAUAAUUUAAUCGUAACCAAUUCAAUUAAUUGAAUUUCGUGUAAAUUCAACCAUGAAGUCACUCAUCCUAAGCAUUCUAUAUUUUUGUGCAGUGUUGAUCAAUGCCACUUCAGACGAGGCAAAGGAUUUAAUACAAAUUAAACAAUUGCUGAGAAUAGGAGUGAACUUUGAUCGUUUAGAUAGUGCUUAUAACCUGGGUUUAUGUGCGGCAGCGACAAAGGGUCAAUCGAAUGUGGUUGAGUUUUUAAUCAAUAAUGGUGCAAAUAUUUCUUCAAGUUCCCACGGCACUUUUCCACUUUAUCUUGCAAGUUUCUAUGGUCACGAUCGUGUUGUAGACUUACUAAUCAAACAUGGCGCUGACGUAAAUGUAAUAAAUAAUACCGGAUGGACUCCAAUAAAUGUCGCAGCUCGUGAAGGUCAUCAGCAAAUUGUUGAACUGCUAAUUGAAGCAGCCGCAGAUUUCAAUUUUCCGAACAAUGAUGGGGAAACGCCGUUAUACAGCGCUGUUUCGGCUGGUCAUGAAGAUGUCGUUUCAAUGCUACUCGAAAAGGGUGCCGAUGUUAACAUAGAAGAUAACGAUGGAUUGUCACCGAUGCAUAAAGCAGUUGAAGGAGGUUUUGUGGAGAUCGUAAGGUCUUUACAAAAAAAUGGUGCCAUUGCCAAUUUAAAGAAUAGAAACAAUGAAUCCGCUUAUGAUAUUGCUGUUAAGCAAGGAAAUCAACAAAUCAUCGACAUUCUGGUACCUCCUAAAAAUCCAGGGCAAAAACUUCAUACGGCGGCUCGUAAUGGUGAUGUAGCAAAAAUAAAAGGAUUGCUGGAAAGUGGAAUGGACGUUAAUAUCGUAGAUGGCGGUGAACGAACACCUUUAUUUGUCGCGGCUGCAAAUGGUCAAAUUGAUGCAGUUAAAGUCUUGCUCGAGAAUGGUGCCGACAUAAAUAAGAAAAAUAAGUACGGACGUGCCCCAAUUUUUGAUGCAACUCUCAAUGAUUUCUAUAAUGUUGUUGAAAUACUCAUCGAAAGUGGUGCUGAUAUAAAUAUUAAAAAAGAUGAUGGAUGGACACCAUUAAAUAUGGCCGCAAAAAAAGGUUAUCUGCAAAUUGUCGAACUGUUGCUUAGGAAGGGUGCAGUUGUUAAUAUUCAGACCUUUACCGGUGAAACGCCGUUAUACAGCGCUGCAUUGGAAGGCAAAAGAGAAGUCGUUGAAACAUUAAUCCGACACGGUGCUAAUGUUAAUAUAGUAGAAGACUAUGGAUGGACACCGCUGCACAGAGCGGUUGAGAAUGGUUUUGAAGAGAUUGUGGAAAUUUUGGUGAAUAAUAAAGCCAACGUUUAUUCAAAAAAUAAAUACAAUGUCACUCCUUGGAGUAUUGCUCAAAGCAAAAAAAAUUCAAAAAUCAUUGGAUUACUCAAAAAAACACCUCGUAUUUCAGAAAUGGUUUGUGAAACGUACGGUAAAUUGCCAACACCGCAUAUUCUUGGGGAUGAAAAGAUGGAAGAUGGUGAUUUUCCCUGGAUGGCUGCGCUGGGCUAUCUUGUUAGAAACAGACUAGUUUACAGAUGUAGCGGUACCAUUAUUUCGGACCAAUUCGUACUCACUUCAGCACAUUGCACAAGAAUGGGUGUACUAAGAAAGGUUCGACUGGGAAAGACUUCUUUAGCCGAUUCCAAACAUUACACAGUAACUCCAGUCAUGCGUGAUAUACAGAAUAUCACCAUUCAUUCCGGUUAUGAUCGUUUAACCAUGUCUAAUGACAUUGCUUUGAUUCGCGUUGUUGAUAAAAUUCCAUUUAAUAAUUUUGUUUGGCCAGCAUGUUUACAUACAAAUUUAGAUGAGGUACCAUCAAAUGUGCCGCUUACUGUUACCGGUUGGGAUUUUCAAAAUCCGAGAAGAUCAUCGACUUCAUCACAAAUGUAUAAAGUAAAUUUGACAUCAAUGCCACUACAGGAAUGUAACUCAAAAGUGGUGACGAGAGGUCGUGCGCAAUAUAACCGAAAUGGCCUUUUUGAAGGGCAGUAUUGUGCCUAUGGUGGUGGAAGUAGAGGUUCCUGUCGAGUUUACAGUGGAGGCCCUUUGCAAUAUCUCAAAACCAAUACAAGCACAAUAGUUGGUAUUGUACCCAUCAGUGAUAGAUGUGGAUUGAAUAUACCAAACAUUUACACGAGAGUCGCAUACUAUGUAGAUUGGAUUGAAUCAAUCGUUUGGAGUGAUUUAAAAAAUUCAAAAUGAUGUUUAAAUAAGUAAAAAAUAAAACCAUUUCUUCUACGUUUUUUAU
Messenger RNA from Contarinia nasturtii (swede midge), 2367 nucleotides. Its product is annotated as ankyrin repeat domain-containing protein 50-like. The coding region runs from base 147 to 2321 and encodes 724 amino acids. Gene Ontology annotation, biological process: proteolysis. The transcript is spliced from 22 exons. The record is from RefSeq and is a predicted model, not a curated record. Gene Ontology annotation, molecular function: protein binding; serine-type endopeptidase activity. Lineage: Eukaryota; Metazoa; Arthropoda; Insecta; Diptera; Cecidomyiidae.